GUCAGUAAUGAUGAAUGGCUCCGACCUCGCCAGCACGACGGCGUCCAGUCCCAAAUCCAAAGAGGACCAAGUCGUGAACGGCCACGAUGAGAAGGAGAACAACCCCUUCGCAGAGUACAUGUGGAUGGAGAACGAGGAAGACUUCAACAGACAGAGGGACAGCGACAGCACCAUCGUCAUCUCCUGUGGUACCAGAGACCUUCACUUGCCGCAGGCUCAGCUGGAAGGAGAGGGCCAGCGUAAAAAUCAGUGCUUGAAGUCUGAGAGCAUCCUCAGCCUGGCUAUCUCAGCAGCAAGUCCCGGCGGUUAGUGCCUCUCCUUUCGGGUAGAAGCCUCCGUUUCAGUGAAACCGUCCCAAAUACGCUUGGAGUAGCCAGACCACGUGGUAGAAGCCUUGGCCGCUAGACGCCGUGUCCGCGAGGGCCAGCUAAGCUCUCGAGAGCUCCUGGUAGAUGGUGUGGGAUUCGAACAGCUCCUUCUUGUGGAAUAACGAUGCGACCCCGUGAGCUGGAGCAGAGCAAGCAGCCGUGCAGCGUCCUCCCCGUGCUUCUGCUUCAGGUCUUCAUCCAAACGCCAGGGCAGCACGAGGCAGCAGGGACGAGCUUGCUGGGGGCUCGCUGGUCCCUCCUGCCAUCAUCCCAGUAGCUGGGGAGAAGUCAGCCAGCUUGAACUGGGCGGGGAAGAAGCUUGCCCCUUCAGCUGGCUGAGCUGUGCUGCUGGCAGGAAACCUGAAGUCUCCUGGAUGCUCGUCCCUUCCCUGUAACGUCCCCACGAGCGUGGCCAAGUGCCGGGUUCCCAUCACCGGGGGUGUCCGGAGACUUGGCAGGGAGGGACCUGUGGAGCUGCGGGCAGGCUGGGCGGAGCGAUUUCACCUCCCCACCGCACCCCUGGUCACCAAAGGAGGAUUUCAUCAGCUUUACUGGUGUUCUCAGCAGAAAAUCUCCAUAUGGUAAUACUUAAGUCUUGUUCCCACAGGAGGAAGCGGCGGCCGCCCGCUGACGGUGACUCCGGGUGAGCGUGCAGCAGCCUUGUGCCACCCCGCGUCACCUGAGCCAUUGGU
Egretta garzetta (little egret) is the source of this 1060-nucleotide messenger RNA. RefSeq names its product polyadenylate-binding protein-interacting protein 2B. Gene Ontology annotation, molecular function: mRNA regulatory element binding translation repressor activity. NCBI's taxonomy places the organism in Eukaryota, Metazoa, Chordata, Aves, Pelecaniformes, Ardeidae. The coding region runs from base 8 to 310 and encodes 100 amino acids. The record is from RefSeq and is a predicted model, not a curated record. The transcript is spliced from 2 exons. Gene Ontology annotation, cellular component: cytoplasm. Gene Ontology annotation, biological process: negative regulation of translational initiation.